Penaeus monodon (black tiger shrimp) is the source of this 418-nucleotide messenger RNA. RefSeq names its product molt-inhibiting hormone-like. The coding region runs from base 1 to 312 and encodes 103 amino acids. The record is from RefSeq and is a predicted model, not a curated record. Lineage: Eukaryota; Metazoa; Arthropoda; Malacostraca; Decapoda; Penaeidae. Gene Ontology annotation, cellular component: extracellular region. The transcript is spliced from 3 exons. Gene Ontology annotation, molecular function: neuropeptide hormone activity.
AUGCACCGUUUAGCAAGGAGGACAUUGUUGGCGAUAGUGAUUGUACUAUUUGGGACAAACCUCUUCUUCGACAUCGCCUCGGCCAGUCUCAUAGAAGGCACCUGUAGAGGCAGAAUGGGUAAUCGUGAGAUCUACAAGAAAGUUGAUCGGUUUGUGAAGACUGGGGCUAAUAUCUUCCGAUUGCCAGAAUUGGAAGGCUUGUGUAGGGAUCGGUGCUUCUACAAUGAAUGGUUUCUGCUUUGUCUGAAGGCUGCCAACAGGGAUGACGAGAUCGAAAAUUUUAGAGUGUGGAUCAGUAUUCUGAACGCCUGAAAAUGAGGGGGAGCCCAGGAACCAAUCCCUUCCAAUCACUAGGUCUCACUCACAUGGGCCAACAUUCACGACACUCGACGACCAAGUAUAAUUAUCAUUACAAUUC